UGCCUCGUUACUGGAAUAAACUGGCCGGCUGGCGUGAUAAACUUUGUGGAGGGAGAGAGCGAUUGGACGCCAAACAGAGAGCCCGUCCAGCUGAGCCUGUGAGAUCCAUCCAUUACAUGGCUCGCCCAGCUGCCAUCGCCCCAAGCUUCCCCUCUCCCUGGAGCCAGGCUAUGUCGUGCUGCUGCCCCCCACCCCCUCACCUGCCACGGACCCAGGCGUCCUGAGCAGGAGGACCACAGAGCCCGACUCUGGAGCACCCCGACGGGAGAAGUUGCAACUUGGAGGGAUAAUGCCCUGGAUUCCUCGCUGCAAGGGCUGAUCUCACGUCAAACCUGUGCUGGGAAUGGAUUUUUUCCUUCCUUUUCUUUUUUGAAAGGCUAUCCCGUCAUAAAGCAAAAGCAGCAGAGCCCGCUCCCCCUUUGAAGCCAGCCAUGACAACUCAGCAGCGUAUGUCAAGCGGAUUGGAGGGGAGCUACCUCCACGGUUGAGUAACACAGCAACUCUGCCUCCACAGAGUGGGUGUGAAUACAAAUCCCUCAGCUUGGUCAUGCAAGAACACCCUGCUGCCGGGGGGCUUUGAGAAAGGAUUGGGUUUAUUAUCCUGUUUUAAGUAACUUUUGGGAAGAAAGCAGGAGGAAUCAGACACCAGAUCUCGGGGGGAGAGAUUGCCAAAAAAAGGGAGGCUCUUGGGACAACCUGCAAGGAAAUAAAAAUUCCUUCAGACUGCAAACUGGAACCUGACGCUGAAAAGGAUGGAUUUACAAAGAGCCGAGCUGAAUUGAAGUCCGACAGCCCCCGAAAUGUGCAUGGUUGCUGGGGAGGGCUAGCCUGAUUAUAUAUCGCUGUCAGCAGGGUGUGUUGGGUUGGGAAGAAGGAUAAAAGAGGUCGAGCUGAACUGAUGCCCGCUGUGGACAUAAAAAGUCCCUUGGAGUUUGCAAAGCUGCAGCCCCAUCGAUGGAAGUAGGAGUCUGAAGCCCAAGUUGAUCAGAGAGGAGGGAGCGGCGUAGCAGGAAGGUCCCAAAGGUGUAACCCAGGGUCCACUCCCCACCACCCCCGGCGCAAUGACAACAGCAUCCACGGUGACCUCCACAGUGGUGACCACAGCGUCAGCCAUGGACCUGCGUGACUGGCUCCUGCUGUGCUAUGGCCUGGUGGCCUUCCUGAGCGAGGUGAUGGCCAGUGGCGCCUCCUGCCCCUCGGUGUGCCGCUGCGACAACGGCUUCAUCUACUGCAACGACCGGGGCCUGACUUCCAUCCCAGCCGACAUCCCUGACGAUGCCACCACCCUGUACCUACAGAACAACCAGAUCAACAACGCCGGCAUCCCCUCCAACCUCAAGUCCAAACUCAACGUCCAGGUGAUCUAUCUCUAUGAGAACGACCUGGACGAGUUCCCCGUCAACCUGCCACGCUCGCUGAGGGAGCUGCAUCUCCAGGACAACAACGUGCGCACCAUUGCUCGUGACUCCCUGGCCCGCAUCCCCCUGCUGGAGAAGCUCCACCUGGAUGACAACUCCGUCUCUACUGUCAGCAUUGAGGACGACGCCUUUGCUGACAGCACCCGCCUCAAGCUGCUCUUCCUGUCCCGCAACCACCUCAGCAGCAUCCCGUCUGGCCUGCCUCGCACCUUGGAGGAGCUGCGGCUGGAUGACAACCGCAUCUCCACCAUCCCGCUGCAUGCCUUCAAAGGGCUGAACAGCCUGCGGCGGCUGGUGCUGGAUGGGAACCUGUUGGCCAACCAGCGCAUUGCCGACGACACCUUCAGUCGGCUUCAGAACCUCAGCGAGCUGUCCCUGGUCCGCAACUCUCUGGCUGCCCCUCCGCUCAAUCUGCCCAGCUCCCACCUGCAGAAGCUGUACCUCCAGGAUAAUGCCAUCAGCCACAUCCCCUACAACACCCUCUCCAAAAUGAAGGAGCUCGAGAGGCUGGACUUGUCCAACAACAACCUCACCACUCUGCCCAAGGGCCUGUUUGAUGACCUGGAGAGCCUGACCCAGCUGCUGCUCAGGAACAACCCUUGGUUCUGUGGUUGCAACCUCAUGUGGCUGAGGGACUGGGUCAAGGCCCGGGCCUCAGUGGUCAACGUGAGGGGGCUGAUGUGUCAAGGGCCGGAUAAAGUGAGAGGCAUGGCCAUCAAGGACAUCACCAACGAGAUGGAUGAGUGCUUUGAGGCAGGUGCACAGGGCAACGCAGUGGCGGCCAAGACUACCACCAGCCACGCAGCUGUCACCACACCUCAGGGCUCCCUCUUCACCCUCAAGGCCAAGCGACCUGGGAUCCGCCUGCCAGACUCCAAUAUUGACUACCCCAUGGCCACAGGGACCGGCACUAAGGCCUUGGUUCUCAAUGUCAAGCCACUGACAGCCGACAGCAUCCAGAUUAGCUGGAAGGCCAUGCUGCCUGCAGCUUCCUUCCGGCUCAGCUGGCUGCGUCUGGGUCACAGCCCAGCGGUAGGCUCCAUCACCGAGACCCUGGUGCAAGGGGACAAGACUGAGUACUUGCUAACGGCCUUGGAGCCCAAGUCCACUUACAUCAUCUGCAUGGUCACCAUGGAGACAGGCAGCACCUAUGUGGCAGAUGAAACACCAGUGUGCGCCAAAGCAGAGACAGCUGACACCUACAGCCCCACCACAACCCUCAACCGGGAGCAGAACGUCGACCCAAUGGCUGGGCUGCCUCUGGCAGGGAUCAUUGGCGGGGCGGUGGCCUUAGUCUUCCUCUUCCUGGUCUUGGCAGCCAUUUGCUGGUAUGUCCACCGGACGGGCGAGCUGCUGACGCGGGAGAGGGCCUACAGCAGGGGCAGCCGGAAAAAAGACGACUACGUCGAAUCGGGUACCAAGAAGGACAACUCCAUCCUGGAGAUCCGAGGUCCUGGGCUGCAGAUGCUUCCCAUCAACCCACACCGAGCCAAGGAGGAAUACGUAAUCCACACGAUAUUCCCAUCCAACGGCACCAGCUUAUACAAAAGCACCCAUACCAUCGGCUACGGCACAACCCGUGGAUAUAGAGAAGGCGGCAUCCCAGACAUAGAUUACACCUAUACAUGAUGGAGAACCAUCGCUCCCUCUCAACCCUCACAACGCCCCAUGCCGCUGCCACCUGGUGGCUUACAAAUUGAGGAGAAACUAUUUUCCCUACCAGAAACGGCUUGAGUGGCAGGCACUGGGGAGAAGGGAGGGAAAAACUAUUUUGUAGAAAAACAAGGGGUGGUUAAAAAUUAAAAAAAAAAGACAUAAUUUAUAUUUAAUAUUCCAGAUUUCAAACAAACAACACAUGCUCAUGGAUUGUUAUGGAUCGAGGCGAAAAAGCUACCUGUUCAUAUCUUUCCUCUGGUGUAAAUCUAUUUUCUUUUUCAGGAGUUAGGUUAUAAAAGAAAAAAAAAUUCAACACACAACUGUCAUUCCUGACUGCUGACCGUUGAUGGUUCAGCCAUCCCUGCUUCAGAUAGGAGAGAAGGAGGAUUUUACGCUCAUUUUAAUGGGAUCUACUUCCAACCCUUUCCUGUUUUUAUUCCCAUAACUGGUUUUUUGGUUUUACUUUUUACACCGCCUUCAUCGACUGUUUCGUUAAGAGCGAAUGGAUUUGGAUUUUCCCCUUCUCCCAAAGCUGGGGGGGAAAAUGGGAAAAUAUUCCAUAUUGCAGCAUAGUUCAUGGGCACGGACAAUUGAAUUGGACCCCUUGGUUAGCUCCAGACAUUUCAACUAGAAAAAUUAUCUAAUUCAAUUCAUAGCUUUGUCCAUAGCAAAAAAAACAAAUUGCAUAUAUAUAUAUAUAUAUAUAUAUGCACACACACACACACAAACUUCCUCAUCAUCAUUUUCUUCCAGACAGCUCGGGUGAUGGCUUCCAAGGGAAAAGAUGCGGGAUGCUGAUGUCCAAAUGUAUCUCAGGUUCUAUUGGGUCACAUAUAUUUGGGGGAAGAAGUGGAUUUUGAUUCAGAUUUCAGCACAAUAGGCUUUGGUGGAAGUUUCUGCCUUUUGGGCCAGGUAUUGGGAGGCAGGAAUGCACAGAGGGCCCAUGGUGCUAGGAAAAACCCAGUCUGGGUCACCGCUGGUUUGGGAGAAUCCUGCCGAGAUGGUUAGAAUUGCUUGAAUCAAAGCCACAAUGUUACUUUCUUUUUAAGAGGAGGACCAGGCAGGUUUGCUCAGGAAGUCACAAAGAUAUAUAAGCAGCCCCAAUUAACCCUCAUCUAUCUUCCUUGGAAAACCCAGCCUUGACUUUUAACUCUCUUCUCCUUUUAUUAACAUUCAAAGGUUUUAAAAUUACACCCAGGUCUGAAAUCAGGACAGGAGCUAUUGGGUGCAAUUCCAUGGGUUUGGGCCUGAAUGUUUUAGGAAAUGUGUGUGACACCCAGCCUUGUGCAGAGAGAGGUCAAGUGAAAGGACACAGUAUUACACUCCAGCAGAGCUGGGGAUAGAAUCCAGGCAUCCUAAUUCCCAAUGUCCCCCUGCUCUAACCACUAGACUCCACUCCUUCAGGUGCAUAGGCCUAGCCCUGGGCUGGAACACAGGUAUAAGGAAUCCGCUGCAGUGCCACUGUGCUCCUGUGAGGCUGUAUCUCAGAGCAGGGUUUGUGGAAGGUGCAUGGCAAUGCCCUGGUGCUAACUACGGCACGUGGGCCUUUGUCACUAGCAGCCGAAGCGCCAGAUCUCAGAGGCUCAUAAGGUCAUCACAGACUGGACACGGGAUCUGAAGUUGCUGAAAGAGGCCCAGGGGAAUCAGUGAGAGGGCUGUACCAGCCUAGGCAUGAAAAUUCACUUGCCUCCGCCACACACACACAGUACAUGCACACAUGUGUGUAUGAAAACACACAUACAGAGCCAAUCUCUCUCUUUCACACACACACACACACACGUCGGUCUCUCUUCCAUAGAAUCAUAGCAAUGUAGGGUUGGAAGGGACCUUGCAAGGCCAGCUAGUCUAUCCCCCAAUGCUGAGGCAGGACCAUCUAAGACAGG
This is a messenger RNA of Trachemys scripta elegans, 4957 nucleotides long. It is a transcript of the gene FLRT1, whose product is annotated as fibronectin leucine rich transmembrane protein 1. Lineage: Eukaryota; Metazoa; Chordata; Testudines; Emydidae. The transcript is spliced from 4 exons. The coding region runs from base 1062 to 3047 and encodes 661 amino acids. The record is from RefSeq and is a predicted model, not a curated record. Gene Ontology annotation, molecular function: protein binding.